Pistacia vera is the source of this 1406-nucleotide messenger RNA. RefSeq names its product probable F-box protein At4g22030. Lineage: Eukaryota; Viridiplantae; Streptophyta; Magnoliopsida; Sapindales; Anacardiaceae. The transcript has a single exon. Bases 24 to 1328 code for a protein of 434 amino acids. The record is from RefSeq and is a predicted model, not a curated record.
UAAUCAAAUAUCAGAUACCAUUCAUGGCUUCUUUACAAGUUUCAGAUAGCCUUUUUUAUUCAUCUUCGUGUCGCUCUUCAAAUAGAAUAAAUGCUGCUAUAUCUGUCCCAAAACUCCCAAGAAUCAGUUUGUCUCCUCCAAAAAAACGGAGUAUAGACUUGGUUGAGCAACUGAGGAUGAGAGCUAACAAAAAUACAAGCUCAAUCCCAGUAGAAAAGAUUGUCCCUAGCACAGCAAUACAAGAAAACAAUGCUGACGACUCUACUAAUUCAAUGGUGACAGCCCAACUUUACGCUAUCUUAGAGUCUGUUGCUGAUAGAGUUGAGAUGCACAACAACCUGGGCCAGCAACGUGACAACUGGAACACCCUUCUGUUGAACUCUAUCAACAUGAUUUCUCUCACUGCUACCACCAUGGCUGGUGUUGCUGCAACUGGUGGCGCAGGCGUUUCAUCACUUUUGGCUUUGAAGUUAUCAUCAACUCUCUUGUUCUCUGCAGCCGCUGGGAUGAUGGUUAUGGUGAACAAGAUUCAGCCCUCACAACUUGCAGAAGAGCAACGUAAUGCAGCAAGAUUGUUCAAGCAGCUCCAGAGAGAAAUACAAACCGUCCUUGCUCUAAGGGUUCCCAGUGAAGCCGACGUGAAAGAAGCAAUGGAGAAAGUUUUAGCGCUUGACCAAGCAUACCCACUUCCCUUGCUAGGUAAAAUGAUAGAAAAGUUCCCUAAAACAUUUGAGCCUGCUGUGUGGUGGCCAUCAAAUCACUCCCAGGCAAACAAUAAAAACACAUAUGAAAGAGAGCAAAGUAGCAUGAAUACGGAGAAAAAUGGAUGGCGUGAAGAUCUGGAAGUGGAAAUGAGAGAGAUUAUUGGAGUAUUAAAGACAAAAGAUACAGAAGAUUACAUGAGACUAGGCAACCUGGUGUUGAAGAUAAACAAGAUUCUAGCCAUCUCAGGGCCAUUACUCACUGGCAUUGCAGCCGUUGGGUCGGCUUUCCUGGGGUCUCCUCACGGGUCAUGGGCUGCUGUCGUUGCGAUGGCUGCAGGCGCAUUAGCUACCACAGUUAACACAUUGGAGCAUGGUGGACAAGUCGGUAUGUUGUUGGAGAUGUACAGAUACUGCGCUGGCUCCUUCAAACUUCUGGAGGAAUCAAUUGACGCAACUCUCAAUGAAAGUGAAGUGGAGAAGAGAGAAAAUGGGGAGAUGUUUGAACAGAAAGUAGCUUUACAGUUGGCAAGAAGCACUUCUCAACUGAGAGAUCUUUCCGAAAAAUCAAUGUACUCUCGCAUAGAUGGAGCCGAACUAGAGGAGUUUGCAAGUAAACUUUUCUGAUCGGAGAUAAUUUACAUUUUUUUAUUCUUGUGAUAACAAAUAUAUAUCCAGUGUGUAAUCAUGUAUAGAGAAGAUAUU